This is a messenger RNA of Megachile rotundata (alfalfa leafcutting bee), 7907 nucleotides long. RefSeq names its product neogenin protein frazzled (gene fra). Lineage: Eukaryota; Metazoa; Arthropoda; Insecta; Hymenoptera; Megachilidae. Gene Ontology annotation, biological process: cell-cell adhesion. Gene Ontology annotation, cellular component: membrane. The record is from RefSeq and is a predicted model, not a curated record. Gene Ontology annotation, molecular function: protein binding.
UGUAAUUGGCGCUAACAAUUAUUUAAACCACCUGUUAGUUCCAAAAAAUUCCGCUAAUGGUGCUGCUAUUUAGUGAUUACAAAAUGGCGGUGCAGAUCAGAUCGUCGGUAGACUCGAGACAAUGCGGAGGUGUGUAGCCGUCUUUUGGCCAUGUUCUAUCGUUGGUUUAGUGAUAGUGUUGUGCUAAAAUGAGGUUUGUGGAAGAAAGACUCAGUCUGUCGUUUUAUGUACGACGAUGAGUCAAAGAAAUUGGCAUGUGUUCGCUUAACAGAACAUUGUAUGCUCGUGCAGCAAUCGCGUGAAGAAAUUACAGUGGCUUUUCGUACGCGUCGGAGUCUGUGACACCCGCUAGCCUAAUGGAGCUGCGUACUCUUGCUAUCCCGUUGGCUUUGUUGACAUUCGUCGUAUUAGCUAGUGCAAGUGGAUUGUAUUUUACUAUUGAGCCACAGGAUGUGGUGGUUGAACAAGGAGGUCCUGCUAGAUUGGAUUGUGAAGCAAGAAGUGAUUUUGGGAAACCAAGUAUACAGUGGCGAACUGAUGAUGGUCAACCAAUUAAUUUUAUUGGAGACAGUUAUCGAUCUCAGCUAGCAAAUGGAUCCUUGUAUAUAAAUAGUGUUUACAGCAGUAACUUGGAAUUGACUGGAAGCUAUCAAUGUUUAGCUUCUAUAGAUGAUGUUGGAGCUAUUGUUUCUAGAGUAGCUAUGAUUAAACUUGCAAGUUUGCCAGGAUUUGAAAGAGAACCUCAAGAUACAAUGGUUUAUCCAGGACAAAUUGCAUAUUUAAGUUGUACGCUUCCUGCAACUUCCAAUUCACUGACAAUACAAUGGUUAAAAGAUGAACAUCCUCUGUUACUUGAUGAGAGUAGAAUGACAAUUUUACCAUCAGGUGCAUUAGAAAUUGAUGAUGUUAAUGUACAAGACAUAGGAUCAUACAGAUGUAAUGCCAGUAGCUAUGGGCAACAUAGGCUCAGUAAUAAAGCACAAUUAGGGUUAUUAACAAGUGAUAUUGAUCAAGAAAGUACACCACCAGUUUUUAUUGCUAAGCCAUUACAACAAGUGGCUAUCGAAGGAUCAACAGUCACUCUUGAAUGUGCUGCUAAUGGCUAUCCAAAGCCAAGCAUACUGUGGUUAAAAGAUGGUGUUGCAAUUGAUUUAGCACCUCUUAAUUCUAGAUAUAGCAGAAUUGCUGCAUCCAGUCUUGUAAUUAAUAACGUACAAGAAAUCGAUGAUGGUUCUUAUCAGUGUCGUGCGGAAAAUGAAGUUGAAACAUUAGAUGCAGCUGCUGAUUUAAUUGUACAAGUCCCACCGCGAUUUAUUAAGAGACCCGAAGAUAAGGUAGCUAGCGAGAAUCAAGAUUUAGAAUUCGAAUGUGAAAUUUAUGGUAAACCAGAGCCAAAAGUUACGUGGCUUAAAAACGGAGAACGUAUUACAUUAAAUGCAUAUUGGCAAAUUGUUAAUGGAUAUAAUCUUAGAAUUAACGGCCUAUUACCUAUAGAUGCUGGAAUUUUUCAGUGCAUCGGAACAAAUUCUGCCGGAAGUGUAAAGGCUGCAGCACGGCUAACAAUUAGUCAGCCUAAAAAAGUAACGUCCCAUAAAACGACAACUCCAAAAACAACUCCUAAGAAAAAGUUAUUACUGCAUCGUCAGUUGUACAAUAAAACAUGGCAGCAUCCCAGUACUCUUUUAGGACACACGUUAUCCGCGUUCACACCUAAUCCACCGCUUUCCAUCAGCCCCUCUGACGAUCCCGCAGAUCUCCCUGGAUCUGUUAAAUUUCCCAAUUCCCUUUACGAUCCGAAAUCCCAUUUUGUAGAUGACACGGACAGCCUAGAAUCAAUAGAAGGCAGUGUCCCGUCAGCACCAAGGAAUUUGAGUCUCGUUAUUGUCACCGCCAGAUUUGUAACUUUACGGUGGCAAGAACCAGAAAAUACAAACGGAGAAAUUUUAAAUUAUUCUAUUUACUAUAAACAAGAAGGUGUUCAAAGAGAACGAGUUAUUAAUACACAACAAAAACUAGAAGCGGUGAUACGAGGAUUGCAACCAAGUAUGACGUAUCAGUUUCGUGUGGUUGCAUCGAACGAAAGAGGUUCUGGAAUGUCUAGUGAAGUAUUGCAAGUCACUACACAUACCGAGGCCAAUGUUCCUGGACCUCCACUGAAUUUAGAAGGUCAUGCUACAAGUAGUGUGAGCAUCGAGUUAUCUUGGGAAAAACCACAAGUUGUUAAUGGCAGAAUUUCUAAAUAUAUAAUUACAUUUGUAGAGGGUGACAAUGAAGAAAUAAUACGUGAAACUACUAGUACUAUGCACGAAUUGGUAGACCUCGUGCCUUAUACAGAAUACAAUAUUAAAGUUCAGGCUGUAAAUGAAAAUGGUCCAGGCGUAUUUAGCAAAGAUAUCGUAGUACGAACGUACAGUGCCCAACCUACUCAACCACCGCAUAAUGUUACAGUGGAAUCAGUUAGUCCUACAAGUAUUAUAAUUAGAUGGGAGCCGCCAUUGGAAGGACAAAAUGGAAUUAUUACCGGUUAUAAAAUUCGGUAUCGUCGGCAUGACCGAGGCUCGCAGCCGGUCACUAUAACAACCGAAGGAAAUCAACGCUCACGAGUGCUCACAGGACUUGAGAAACACGUUGUUUAUCAAGUUCGCAUAUGUGCCUUAAAUGUGAAUGGAACCGGACCUUGGACGGAAUGGAUACAAAUAGAAACUUAUGAAACCGAGUCAGAUGAGAAAAGAGUACCAAAUACACCCAGCAAUUUAAGAACAAAGGUAAUGUCGGAUUAUAUACAAGUUUUUUGGAACCCACCGAAAGAUCAGAGCAUUAAAGUAAAGGGAUAUAAGCUUGGCUGGGGAAAAGGUGUUCCUGAUGUCGAAGUACGACUUCUUGAUGGAAAAGAACGUUCUUUUACAAUAGACCAAUUAGAACCGAUGACAGAGUAUGUGAUAUCUUUAAGAGCAACGAACGAUGCUGGUGAUGGUCAACCAGCAUAUGCAAAUGUAAGAACUACGGAACGUUCUGUGUCUGAAUCUUCUGUGCCUUUAAUACCGCCGGUUGGUCUUAAAGCCGUUGUUCUCUCUGACACUACGGUUGUACUAUAUUGGACUGAUACUACUUUACCGAAAAGUCAAUUUGUAACGGAUAAUCGAUAUUACGUUGUUCGCUAUACGUCUCACCAUCAUAGCAGCAAUCCACGUUAUAAAUAUCACAAUGCCACUGAUCUUAAUUGCAUGAUAAAUGAUUUAAAACCUAAUACACUGUACGAGUUUGCAGUUAAACUUGUUAAGGGGAAACGAGAAUCGCCGUGGAGUAUGGUUGUUUCCAAUCAGACUCAAGAAGCUGUGCCUAGUUCUCCACCAAGAGAUUUGACAAUUCAAAGCUUAGAAGACCUUUCUACUUCUGUUUUAUUACGUUGGCAACCUCCUAAACAGCCCAACGGACCAAUUACAGGGUAUAUAAUUUUUUGUUCGACCGACAACACAAAAUGGGAUCGUGAUUGGUCAGUCAAAGGUGUUCUUGGCGAUAAAACGGAGUUUGUCGUGGAAAAUCUUAAGCCAAGUACAACUUAUUAUUUUAAGAUUCAAGCACGCAAUUCAAAAGGAAAUGGUCCUUCCUCUGCAAUUGUCUCGUUUAAAACACCUCAGAAUGUACCAUUAGAUGAACGUGGAUUUUCAAAUAUAUUAAUUUAUAUUAUUGUGGGUUGCUCCAUCGUCCUCAUUACUGGUGUGGCAGUUGUAGUUGUAGUCAUAUGCUGUAAACGCAAUCCGGAUACUCCGGAUCGAAAGAAAGGAUAUAUGAAAGAUACGAGUCAGAAGACAAAUAUCAAACCGCCAGAUUUGUGGAUUCAUCACGAUCAGAUGGAACUUAAAGCUCUCGAAAAAUCUUCUAUAAACGGAGAAGCAUCUACAAGUGGUGUGGCUAGUAAUACAUUACCCAGAUCAAGUAAUCAGGAUUAUAAUCAAGAUACUGUACAUGGAAAUUCUAGUUCGUUGGAUAAACGUACUUACGUGCCAAGUUACAUGGGUAACACUGAUGAGAAGUGCUCAACCCUGAGUAGACAGCAUAGUCGAGGAAGCCACAAACCUAAACUCAUUACACUUCCUGUUGACAGUGCAUCCUUACAUCAGCCUAUAGCGACUGCUACACCGAUCGUAAAUACGAGUAUGUCACAGCCAACGAUUCACACUUCAUGCAGUGAUACACCAUCCGUGAGACAGAACUAUCCCCGAACAGUGGCACAAUAUAGUUUAAGUCGAGCGCACAUUACGUUAGAACCAACGCCGGAAUCGAGUCCAGAUUCUUGCAACAUUUCAGGUUCUUAUGAACCAAUGCAAGGCCAACCAUUGUCAUACGGCGCAAGUGGUCAGUCUUACAGUGGAGGCACUCAGUACUCUUCGGGUCAUUAUAGUAACAGUAAUCAACCGUCGAGUUCUAGUGGUGCAGCUGAUGGUGGAAGCGGUAGUAAAAGGAUGCAAGGUCAUCCUUUGAAAAGUUUUAGUGUGCCAGCACCUCCGCCUCAGUCUGCACCUUCGACACCAGCUCAACAAAAGCAUGGUGUAUCUCAAGUAACUGUAAGACCUACAAUGUCCGGUAGUCCUUAUAAGAAGCCGCAAAGUACUACCCAAUUAGCAAAAAAUCGAUUAGCCUCAGUUUCAAAUCCGGUGCAUACUUCGGAAGAGGUUGAACGGUUAAAGCCUUCUUACAGUACAGAAGAACUAAAUCAAGAGAUGGCUAAUUUAGAAGGUCUUAUGAAAGACUUGAAUGCCAUAACAGCAUCUGAAUUUGAGUGCUAGAAAAGGUUCCUAAACCUUGUGCCAUCUCAAUUCAAUAGACUGCAAUGAUACAUUCUCAAUGUUAGUACCUGAGAGAUAGGUGUAAUGAUCACGUUACACGUUGAAGCCCUUGACGAAAAUUCACAAUUAGGAAGCGAUAUCAAUGGCCGAUGAACGGUCUGGAGAUCAAAUUUUUCAAACAGUUGGCAUGAAAAUUAUACUACCAGUGUUAUCGGACUAGAAUGAGUUUUUCCUAGUCAACUUAGUUUUUCCUCCGGUACUAACGUUGCUUUCUUACGGUGAAACGCAAAGUAUACUUGCCAAUGUAUUUUAACACUACCGCAUGGUUGUAGUAUAUUUGUAUUUUACAAGAACGUGAGUGGUACGAUUUGAAAGUGUCGACGGAAAAAACAGAACAUUUUAUCGCGAACGUUUAAUGCCUGUAUUUUUGUGCAUACAAUGUGUGCGAGUCGAUCGAAACAGAAGAUCAGUGAUAAGUUUAAAUCUUAUCAAAAAGAACCAUCCGUGCGAUUAGGAUAUGUUAAAUUAAUAACCCAAUGAAUUUAUAGUAAGAAGAAACGGUUUUAACGUUUUUCCAAUACUUAUACAUAAAUAAGAUUUUGGUAAUCUUGUGGUUACCGUUUAUGUGCUUCGAUAAAAGAAAUGACGAUCUUGCCUAAAAAAGAACAAUUCGUACUACAUCCAAAAACUCACGCGUUCUUUGCCAUGUUUUUGUAACUUACACUCGUAAGAGUACAUUUUAUACACCAGUAAUAUCGACUGCCAUACUUACGCUUAGGAUGGCGAGAUCACGUGAGUCCUUUAAUCGAACAACUUUAUGGUUCAUUGCGUAAGAUGAACGGUACAAAUAUUUCUUCUAUUUUUUUAUCCAUCGGAAUUUUUCGUAACGUUGCAUCAAUUUUGAUACUAGGUUUUUACAUGGUACAGUACUUUCGAAUUAGUUAAUUUAGUAUUAAUCGAUUAGAGAACAACAGGUUAUUAAGGUGUUUCAUCGAGAAGAAGCAGGUCAUUUGUGAACUUUUACUAAAUGUUGCCUGUGAUUAUAUAAAUUUUAUUUAACUACCUGAGAUUCUUGCGUACCGUCAAAAUCGUAAUGUUUUCGGACAAAUAUGAAACGGCCUUAUAAUGUUCGUAUUAAGUUGCCCUAUACUCAGUGGCUUCGACAGCUUACUGUAAAGAACACUCGUGUUUCAUUUACAGAAGAACUAUACGCGUAUACUCUUAAAGCAACAACGUAGUAUUACGAUCUCAUUGAAAAAUUAGUUUAGGAUUACGAGCGAACAUCGAGUAUGGGUAUUAUGAUAGGCUGUAUGAGAGGUAUCAAUUUAAUUUUCCUGUAGGUAGUGUGUAUCGAUACACGAACGCGAUAAAACGAAGGAAUGACGAUAAUAAUUUUGGUGUCGAUACGUUUGCACUUUCGAUAGUUCAUUUAUUUUAAAUGAAAACAUUACGUUUCUAACGUCCAAACAAAGUACGUGCGUCGGUCUAGUAGAAUAAAUUAAAUUGAGGAAUCGUCAUUAGAAAUAUUUUUUAACGAAUAUAUACAAAUUGUUAUUUGUAAGCUUUGUACGUUAUUUUAUGUAACGACGUUUAAAAACAAAAUCAGCUAUCUAAAGAUAGUUUGUAAGAUAUAUGCAUGUAUUUUACAAGUUUUUCGUAUCACUCGAUAUUACCAAAUCGAUAACAUUUUACAAUGAAUAGAUUUCAAAUAGAACAUUAAGCUACAGUUUUUCACCAUAUCCGUCGACGUACAUAGGAUGUUUCUUUCCAGUGUUAGAAAUUUGUUACAUAAAUUUUGUACACGUUUUAUUACGAUAAACGUCUCUGUAGUAUUAAUAUGGAUGAGAGACUCUCAGAUGCAGGAUAAAGUAACGACUAAUGCGACAUACUAAAGGAAAAUGAAAAAUGCGAUCAGGUAAUUGCGCAUGUAGUAUUUCGUACUAUACCACCAGUUUAAGCACCUUUGUAUUUUCCUAAUGUUGAAUAUAUUGUACAAAAAGUCCGCUACACGUAAAGGACAAUGCACCAAGGUUCCCGUUGUGGCAAAGUUUAAUACGGAUAUAGUACAAAGCAAUAUGUGAUACUCUUUCUGUGCGACGAGAUGCUGGUCGAGAAUCCACGAAGAAACAAAAUAAACGACUCGGAGUAUUGCAUAUUACUCAAAUAUUUGCCGUUAGACGGGAGGUACCACUCAUUUUGGAGCAACGCGAGAGCGAACGUCAGUUCUUUUGUCGUCGGCUUAGCUCGAUCGAGUGUAACGAGAAUUAGUAUUAAGGUAUUUGUCCACGCACGAUUUCAGUUCAUUCCCUUAAAUUACAGACUUUCUAAAUGUGAAAAGGAAUUUACAAAAUGAUAUACAGGAAUAAUUCUAAACAUUUUCAAACGUUUUUAUAUUAAUAUUUUAUAAAUUUUUACGAACAGCACAACGGAACUGUUUGAGCUAUACCGAUAAAAAAAGAACAGCUUGUAUAUUAAGUAUGAGUAGUGUAUAUAUUAUAUACACGGAUAUACACAUAAAAUUUGUAAUUAUUGCGCUAUUCAAAGGGCGAUAAGUCCUUUGUAAUUAAAAUGAAUGGGCCUACGCAAAGGCCUGUGGAAAUAUUUUACCACAAAAGUAUAGUAGAUAUAUAUAUAAAAAGUAUAUAUUUAUCUAUGUAAUUAUUAUUUAUUGAUCUUUAUUGUAUGCUGGGAAUAUUGAGGAUAAAUGAGUAUUGCGAGAUGCUAGAGGCUGGUUGCUUUUAAUCAUUUCCAUUUACAUCAUUGUGAUCAUUGCUAUCAUUGUCAUUAUCGUUGUCACUUUUCACGUCAUUUGUAUCAUCGUCCUUUAUCAUUCUUCUCUCGAAUCAAUGUCUUACGGAUUUAUUAGAGUUAAUAUCAAAGUUUGACGAGAAUCGAAAUUAGUAAAAAAGCUACAGGCCACUGAUGUAUAUAGAUAGAAUGCCGCCACUUUACGAAGUAAUUAAGUAUUUAUAUACAUAUACAUAUAUCCAUUAUAAAAUAUAAUUAUUAUAUUUGUACAAUACGUAUAAGGCAGCCAUCUCCAGUGAAACAUUCAUAACAAGUGUGUGAUAAUAUUUGUAAAACUUGAUAUCCAAUAAACAAUCUUAUGUUCUUUAUAAA